This is a messenger RNA of Cryptotermes secundus, 1540 nucleotides long. Its product is annotated as protein CLP1 homolog. The transcript has 5 exons. Gene Ontology annotation, molecular function: polynucleotide 5'-hydroxyl-kinase activity. Bases 134 to 997 code for a protein of 287 amino acids. Lineage: Eukaryota; Metazoa; Arthropoda; Insecta; Blattodea; Kalotermitidae. The record is from RefSeq and is a predicted model, not a curated record. Gene Ontology annotation, biological process: tRNA splicing, via endonucleolytic cleavage and ligation. Gene Ontology annotation, cellular component: nucleus.
CGCUAGUGCGGCCAUUUUGUGCAAGAGUGAGUGUUUCUCGGAUGUUUAAAGAUAGCCGUCAAUGAAAAGCGAAGUUACGUAUUAGUUGGUGUUAGUAGUUUGAAUAUUUUGUCGCAGUCUAACAGAAAGAAUAAUGGCAGAAGAAAACGUUAAAAAAUUUCACCUUGAAGGGGAAUGUGAAUUGAGAUUUGAAGUGGAAAGUGAAAAUGAAGUGACUUUAGUGUUAAAGAGCGGAAUGGCAGGGGUAUUUGGUACAGAACUUGUGAAAGGAAUUCGAUAUGUAUUCACAACGGGAUCAAAGAUAGCUGUAUUUACAUGGCAAGGAUGUGUUAUUGAAUUGAGAGGGAAGAUGGAUAUUUGUUACAUUGCGAAGGACACACCCAUGGUUAUGUAUCUCAAUGUACAUGAAGCACUGGAACUUCUAAGAAGAAAGGCAGAAUUAGCCAAUGGCCGAGGGCCUGUAACAAUGAUUGUGGGUCAGUUGGAUGUUGGUAAAUCAACUUUAUGUAGGUUGCUUCUGAAUUAUGCAGUUCGAAUGAGCCGAAGGCCAAUAUUUGUUGAUCUGGAUGUUGGACAGGGUCAAAUUUCAAUCCCUGGGACAAUUGGUGCACUUCUGGUACAGAGACCUGCUGCUGUUGAAGAAGGUUUCUCUCAGCAGGCUCCUCAACUAGUUUAUCAUUUUGGACAUGAGUCACCAAGCACGAACCUUGCUCUUUAUAACAUGUUGGUGUCACGACUAGCUGAAGUAAUUUCAAAAAGAAUGCAGGCCAAUAGGAGAGCAAAUGCUUCUGGUGUGAUUAUCAAUACCUGUGGGUGGGUGAAGGGUGACGGAUACAAGCAACUCACCCAUGUUGCUCAAGCGUUUGAGGUGGACAUCAUCCUAGUCUUGGAUCAGGAACGGCUGUACCAUGAGCUUGUGCAUGAUAUGCCAACAUCUGUGAAGGUUGUUUUCCUACAAAAGAAUAGAGGUGUAAGUAGCUCAGUCUUUUCUGUAUGAACUAUGUAACUGAAAACCCCUGUCGAGGGAGGUUCAGCACUGCUAAUACCCAGUGCAAACUCCAAAUUUAAGUAAAAGAAGCACUGUCUAAUUUACAGUUUUCAUAACUAUCGGUUGUACUAACAUAAUUACUGAACUCAUGGUACUGUUAAAUUCUUGUGAACCUGGUUUUUUGAGCUAGACUGUAGAAACAGCACUCAAGGUAUUUUAUAUAGGAAGAGGAAUAAACUUUCCCAGUGUGAAAAAUCAUUACCAUCAUUGAGUUUAUUAUUUUUAAACUUAUUUGGGAAACCUCUCCACUCAAAUUGCCUACAAGAAUAAUUUGCCAUUGUUGAGAGAUUCAACACAUGGGUUGUCAAAUGCCAGUUGGUUGUUUUCUAUGUCUUAUUCUUUGUAUUGGAAAGCAAACAAUGUAAGAGUUUUUAAACCGAAUAAUUACAAGCAUUUCCUUAAUUUAUUCUUCCCUAAUUUAAUGAUGAAUGCCAUUUAUAUUUUUAGAUUUUCAGAUUUCAUGGCAGUGAAGAUCACAGUAUGAGUAAUUUA